CCACCACCAUCUCUGCUCUUUGACACCCACCACAGGCGUUAAAUAAUAUUAUUAUCAAUUUAUUCUCGAAUUUCUUGUGCUCUAGGAAUGUCGUCAACACAGCCAACAAGACGGACAAACAGCUCGCCCCUGCGCGGGUUCGACUACGUUCGACUGGGUCUCUUUCUCGUAUUCUUUGUCGGCCAUGCAUUUAUGAUAAACACCUGCCAGCUGCUGGUCUGUCCCUGGCUAAAGAAGCUCGCACCAGUGCUGGACCGCAGGUUCAACCAGCAAGCCGAGCGCUGGUUCUGUACAGUUCUUCUUGCAAGCACUGAACUCUGGGCGCCCACCAAACUUGUGCUCACUGGAGAUAGCGACCUACUGCCCAACGGCAUAACUGCUGGCAGAAGCUGGUUUACGGCCACCGAGGGCUGCAUGCUCAUCAGUAACCACCAGACAUACUUUGACUGGAUCAUUAUCUGGAUCCUCAGCUACAUGGAAAAGUGCGACGGGUUCAUAAAGAUUAUUCUCAAGGGCGAGCUCAAGCAUGUCCCAAUCUUUGGCUGGGGCAUGCAGUUCCUGGACUUUAUCUUUCUCAAGCGCAAGUGGGCAGAGGACCAGCUCACCUUGACCGAGCAUAUGCAGCGCAUUGUCGCCCAUGACGACCCAGCAUGGCUGCUGAUUUUCCCCGAGGGCACUGUUGUGUGCAAGAACCGCAUUGAGAUCUCCAAUGCGUAUGCAAAGAAGAUGGGGCUGCGCAAGCCCGCAAACACAUUGCUGCCACGCGCCCACGGCAGCCAUUUCUGCCUGGAGCAGCUGCGCGGCAACAUUUCGUACGUAUACGAUCUGACCGUCGGCUAUGAGGGACUCAAAAAGGGCGAUAUCCCAGAGGACGAGUACGGGCUGGUCAGCAUGUACGGAAAGGGGGUGUAUCCGCGCGAGGUCCACAUCCACGUUAAGCGGUAUGCAGUUGCCGAUAUCCCCACCGACGACGAGGGGUUCGCAAUGUGGAUGAACCUGGUGUUCGUCGAGAAGGACCUGCGCAUGGACAAGUUUUAUGAGCUCGGACGCUUCCCGCACAAUCACGACGAGGACGACGCCAUACCUGCAGACAAGCCCGUGCUGCAUGACACGAAGGAUGCAAAGGCGCACAAUCUGCUGCUGGAGAUGGCAUUCAUGUGGGUCCAGUUCCUCUCGAUAAUUACACCAUCGUACUUUGUCCUCAGGUAUGCCGCCAGCGCUGCCUCGUCCGUCCUGUUUGCUUAGAAGAUGCAAGCCUCGCGCAGUUAGCUAUCCCUUAUCCCUUUUCAUUUCCAUGAGGGCGUUUAAUACAUGUUUCCUUUUAUACGAAAGACAUUGGA
Linderina pennispora is the source of this 1340-nucleotide messenger RNA. RefSeq lists its product as uncharacterized. Lineage: Eukaryota; Fungi; Kickxellomycota; Kickxellomycetes; Kickxellales; Kickxellaceae. Bases 88 to 1245 code for a protein of 385 amino acids. Gene Ontology annotation, molecular function: acyltransferase activity. Gene Ontology annotation, cellular component: endomembrane system. The transcript has a single exon. The record is from RefSeq and is a predicted model, not a curated record.